Molecule: messenger RNA, 5862 nt
Organism: Procambarus clarkii (red swamp crayfish)
Lineage: Eukaryota; Metazoa; Arthropoda; Malacostraca; Decapoda; Cambaridae
Product: protein bric-a-brac 2
Biological process (GO): regulation of transcription by RNA polymerase II
Cellular component (GO): nucleus
Molecular function (GO): protein binding
Source: RefSeq, a predicted model, not a curated record
CUUACGGUUGAUUGAUGGCGCCGCCAGUCGUCAGGAAGCAGCCGCGGCGUGAAUUACGUCGGUCCCGUGUAGGAGUUUGUUCUUCAUAUUUCACAAUGCCUGCCGCGAGGGCUAAGAGACAACGUCGAGAGUGCACUAUACUUGCCGAGCUUGCACGAAAACAGAAGUUGAAGGAAGCAAGAAAGCAGGCGAAAGCCAAGAAACGCCAAGCAGACAUGCGUAAAGCAGCUCGGGAAGGUCGACAUGAUAUCAGUCUCGUCUACAACAAUGCUGCUGGAGUACCUGUUGCUGUUUCUCUCGACCAUUUCAUGGCAGGAAAACAUUCACACAAACCAGAAAAUUACCAGUUACGACACGACAACCACUUGACAUUUGUACUGGAUGCCUUGGCACGUGAUGAAUUUUUCAUGGAUGUUACCUUAACAGCUGAAGGACACUCUCUUAAGGCUCAUAAGUCCGUGUUAUCAGCUGUCAGCCCAUAUUUUCGAGGAGUUUUGCGAGAUAAUCCAUGUCAGCAUCCCGUCAUUAUCAUGCCUCGAGAUGUGCGCUUUGAAGAACUUUCCAGUAUUGUUAAUUAUAUAUACAAAGGGGAAACUACAGUGGCAGCAGAAGAUUUAAUUUCAUUUAUGAAAACAGCAAAGAUACUGCAGAUCUCGGGUUUAGCACAACACGAUUUCUCAGCCAAUGUAAAUCCUCACGUUGACUGUUCAGCGGCAGGAGAUGCUCGAUCUUCUUCUUCUGCCUCUUCUAAUCUUCCUUCAGUAUCUGGAACUUCAAGAUUGGUUACAACAACAACAACCGAUCAAAUGGAAACCCCACCUGCAAGACCCAAAUCAAGAGAGAGCAUGAUCAGUCUGACAGACUGUAUAGAUGUAGACAUGCCAUAUGUAAAAGAGGAAGUUGAGAAUGCGAAUGAAGAAAAUAAACAAAUUUUUCGAGAAUCUUCUUUGCAUACUCCUGAAGUUGUAGGGAAUGGUGAUCAAGAAUUGCAACAGAGCUCAUCAGCAUUGUCACCGUCACAUGAUGCAGGCCUUGAACAACCAGUAGUUUCUACCAGUUCAACUCCUCCUUCCCCAUUACCCAUAAAUUCUGACUCGGAAACAUGUAUAGAUUCAUAAGGAAACCUUACCACAGAAGAUCUACAUCCUUUUAUAUGUCCACAUUGUCAAGAGCAUCACAAAUAGGGAAACUAUGAUUGCCCAUUUGAGUCAGGCGUCCCACUGAAACGGAAAGGUCUAACUCAGCCUUGUGAAUGUCUACCCCUCUCUGACCGACCUGUAAAACUCCUCUACUACUGAUGGUGAAAAGGAAGACAGUAAGGAAUGUAAUGGAAAAAGGAGUAGUGAGGUAAUGAGUAGUGAUAGAAAACAGGAGGUUCAAGGAGGAACUGAGGUAGAGAGGUGGGAGAGAAUAGAAAACGAGGACCGAACGGGAAGAGGGAGUCAGAUGGAAGAGAAUAGAAAAUGGGGGAUUAAAGUAGAGAAGGAAAGGGGAGAUGAGAGAAGGAAGGAGUAGGAGGAUAAAUAUAUAGCAAUACUUGUUACUAAUGCUGCUAGCCUCCUGUCAUUUUACAAUCAUUUUAAACACCUGAAUAGUGCAGACAGGAAAACGCUGCUUUACUGAAUUUACUAAAUUAAUUCCCGAGAGUGGACACCUCACGGGGUGGGAGGAGUGUGAUCACACCCUACUCUCGCUUGCCUCUUCAUCGCUCGCCCCUUUCUUCCUUACCCCUCGCUACACGUCUUGUCUCUAAUAUGAUCUUACCCGAGACAACAGUGCUCAUUACUACUAUCUCUAUUCAUGAAACAUAAAGUAAGUGACUCGACAAACUCAAUGUAAAUUUAACAGAACACUUUUACCAAACACUUCGAAUGUACUAAUCAAGUCAUGGAAUUUUAAAUUCACUGUAGGAAUUUAACAUUAGAAUUAAUUAAAAGGAGUAAUACGAACACACCACACACCUUCACCCAUACAUGGUUUUAUUGGCUCGGACUACACUUAUAUUUACUAGGACAUUGAUCAAGACUGGCACUACUGACAUACACACCUCUAAGUUUACCCAGGGGUGGGUGAUGGCUGGUAACCUGCCAGGUUGGAGGAGCUGGCUAGUAUGUCCUCUCUCUCUCUUGCUGUGGUGUUCCCUCUGACUGAUCUAAAUGCCCGAGCCCAACCUGCUAGGGUGUACUGUCAACUCUGGUCCUUAUAUGAACCGAAACAUGCUAAAUUGAUCCUUACAGAACUCUGCUGGCAAGCUAGUACAAGGCUCUUCUGUCGGAGUAUGGCUGACCCUUCAGAUGCCAGCCAGUGCCUCGCUCUCCCAAGCGCUCCACCACCUCACACUGUCAUGCACAAACGCACGCGCACAACCACACACAUUUAAUACUCGCAACUCCCAACUACACUCUCGGAACAGUGAAAUACACUUGGGCUGUUACUCCACUAAACCCAGUUUUACCUGUGGAUGUGGUCAUGUAUAUACUCAACAAAUGCAUCAGCAGGCUCAUGUAAUUGAUUGUUUUAGUUCACCUUAAAUUCUGAAGUUUAUUAAACUAGAACUUUAUUAAAUGUUUCAUAAAACUUAAUUGCUGUAACAUCCAGUUAAUUCUUAUUUAUAUCCAUCUUUACUGCUUGUGGGGAAUUUUUUAAAAUUUGCAUACUUUAAAUUAUUAACUUAUUAGUUUACUUUAAUAUUACUAAUUAAGAAUGGACUGUAAUUUGAAAGUUGACUAUUUUGCAAAAUGAACUGCAUUUCAUUAAUUUAUCUAGCUUGGUGUUAUCCAACUCACAAGUUUGGGGGGGUUUAUGUAUGCAGCCUACUAAUUACAUAAAUUAACUAACAGUAUGUUACUGAGUUAGUUUACUACUACAUAGGUUAAAGAACAUUUAAACAGCUUAGCUGUUGAUUAUAGUAGGAUUUGGUCAUUCAGCCGUGCACGUGUCCUGAUCAUGUGAGCCGCGUCAUUCUGGGUCAAAGCAAUAUGGUGUCUAGACAAGAUAUCGGCAGAUAAUUGAUUCGUGGUAGCUAUAUCCUUCCCCUCGAUUUCACCUAUGAAUAAAUUACAUCAUAACACAAGCAGUAAGGAUCUGAGGUAUAUAUAAAUAGAAAGGGAUUGCUGUUAAUAUAAUAAUGCUCACCCGUUUUGGGUGGGCAGCCUACGUAAUAACCAAUUGACCUAUAGCACUAGUGAUAACUCUAACUUGUGUCAAUCGGAACUAGAACACAUCUUUAUGGCUAGCGAAGGUUUGUAGAAAUAUGGUAACAGGAGACUCUAGAGUCCCACAACUCUAUCUUACCACAACUUAUCUUCGCAGGAAGGUCUGGAGAACUCGCUCAGAUGUGUCCUCUGCUACCUGGUGGUGUGUACAAUAAUGGCGUGGCGUCUCCCUACCUCUCACGGAUCCUAAUUCGUCUUUAUCGACUUUGGGAUAUUGGCCAUGUAUUUACUGUUUGUUUAAUUAAAUUAAAUCCUGAAGAAUACUUUAUCAUUCGUAGUUUUGUAUUCUCGCAAGAUAGAUAUGGGAUGUAAAUAGCGGAUUUGCUUAUGUGGCACCAUUCCAUUUUCUCUGGAAUGUUACUAAAUCUGAUCUGUGAUAAAAGCUAUUAAGUGAUAUUAGUAGGUUCCUGGCAUAGGAAUUUUUACUUGGUAUGCCAGGUGUUAGUAAAUUUGGUAUCAAAAUUUCUGACACUGCUGAAGUCCAAAGGAUAAAACUUGUACGAUUGUCCCUUUUCUGGGGAGGGCUCACUCAUUAGGUCCCCGAGCUAAUCGCUGGUCCAGCCAUGCCGAGGGAAGAUGCACAGUCUCUUGAGACCCACUAUUGUCUUCUGGCACCAAGGACCAGAAUCUGGCUCUGAAAUCAGAGGAUCUUCAGAGAUCAUAUAGCAAUCCCAAAACCAAGAAGAAAACAUCGGAAAGCAUUAGCAAAACAAAACGAGCAACUACAUAAAGACAAUAAGGUACCAAAGGGUACCGAGGUAAAUGAUCAUUGCUCUGAUGUAGACUACACCGUGCUGAAUCUAACCACCACCAGGCAGCACAGUCAAUCUGGGUCCCCAUCAACUUGCUUCCUCCCUUGCCUGGUAACGGCUUCAGGAAGCACAGAACUUAUGAUGUAGCCCAUCCUCGGCCUCAGUUAAGCCAAGUGAUGUUGGUUAUUCUUGAAACAUUAGUUCUACAGGGGAGGCCAUUGCUUUGUUAUUGUUACCUUUCUAUUUCAUGAUGCCUACAUUGCAAAACCUUAGCUUUGUAUUUCACUCUUGACAGACCAGGCUUCUCUAUCUUGGUAGUCGACUACUGUUUUUCCCUGGCCCACCAAAUAUACCUACUCUGGGGGUAGGGGUUAAAUUUCCUUCUCGAUGAGCUUUCUUCAAAAGUCAUAUUGCUUCAUGGGUAGAGCAUGAAACUAUCCACUAUGAGGCCUAUUGAUGUGUAAUAAUUAACUCUGUGCUGUCUAACAUACUGUCAAUCAUGGUUGAUCCUUCUCCUUUGCAUCUUGCUUUGCAUUUUACCUAGUCAAUUUGGUUGCACAAGUUCUUGGCCAGGUCUGCCUUGGCUUUUCCUUGCCUGCUUAGAAUACCUGAUUGUCAUUGUGAUGGUUCAAGUAGCUAGUUUUCCUUGCCCCUGUGGGUAUUUCCUAUAGCUUACAUUAUUGAUCGGGUUGUAUCAUUCUCCGCUGAUUUCACAUCUGAUACUGCUGUUUGUAGUUUCUUAGGAUGUAUGUAUUUUUUAUGUUGAUUUCAUUUAUAAUUUGUUUCAUUUUGCUUUUGUCAUUCAGCCUUUUCUGUGUAGAACUACUUCCAUUCUCAGAUCUGUGUAGUUUGUUGGCACUGGACUUCUGUUUUGGCCAUGUUACCAUCUAAGGUGGCAGCCUUAAUAAGUUAGUACAGUUUUACAGAAUUGUGCUUUGUGGGUACUGGCUAUUGUGGCCUAUUUGCAGCAGAUGACACUGCUGCUUAUCCCACGAUGUUCUGUGAGGAGGAACAGUGUUCUGUGGUGGCGUCUGGUCAACCAGCGAGACAUCGGGUACAGGUGUCUUGGGUGUGGAGAACUAUCUAGACACAAAUGUUUGAGCACAUAUUGUUGUAGUCGUUGAUGUUGGAGCAUGCAGAUACGUUGAUGAAUAAGCGGUAAAAGAACAGGCAGGAUAUACUGCUAAGCAGGAGAUUACCGUAACACAAGACUGUAUAGGUAGUUGUGGGAUUUAUUGAUAGGAAAUGGAGUUAAAUUCGUAGAAAAAUGCAGUUAAAUAAAAUACUGUAAUUAUAGAAAACUUCACCUAAGUAGUGAAAAUUUCAGUAAAUCAAUGUUUUACUUAAGUUGAAACUUGGUAUAAAAUGGAAGGCAACUUAUUUCUGGUUUUAAUACAGAAAUUAAGUGUUUUAUAUUUUUGGUAAAUGUUAAUAUAGUAUAGUGCACUUUAUACUGAUACAGGAUAAUAAAAUUUGAGUACUAUACUUGAUGACCUCGUGUAUAUACACAGUGUAAGAUAAAGAUUGUGUUUAGUUAGUUAUUUUACAUUCAUAAAAUGUAUAAAUUUCUUAACACAUGCAUUGUAAUUUUAUAUUCUUUUUAAAUUGGGCUCCAUAGUCCCAUAUUCCCAAAUCUAUUGCCAGAAGCACACUAGCAGAAUUGUCAGUAGCAUGUGCCAAAUUAUAGCUAUCAUUUUUUGUAGCCUUGAGACAUUUAGACAGUCAUCAGGGCUGAUAGAAUUGAGUUCAAUUUGUCGGAGGAAUAAGUAUUAUGUAGGUUAGGUUUAUACUAUUAGAAUUAGAUGCUCUUUUGUUUCAAUUACCUUAUAUUUAUGGCAUGUACAUAGCAUCUAUUCUGGUGAGGAGGCUCAUUUUUACAAUAAAUAUGCAGUAAA